ACGCUCAGAAAGGGGCUAGGCGGCGCCGAGUCCACAUCCGGGAGAGGCGAGCCGAGCGGAAGUGGCGUUGGUCUGGCCGGAGCCCUUGGGUGAAAUUGUUAGGCGUGGAGAGGGAGUGAUGUCUUCCAGACUCGGUGCAGUACCCGCCACUCCUGGACCCACGUCCUUUAAGCAGCAGAGGAGCACGAGGAUCGUGGGAGCUAAAAAUAGCAGGACCCACUGCUCCAUAAAGGAUAAUAGUUUCCAGUAUACUGUCCCUCAUGAUGACUCCUUGAGUGGCUCAUCAUCUGCCUCUUCAUGUGAACCAGUGAGUGAUUUUCCAGCCUCCUUUCGAAAAUCUACCUACUGGAUGAAGAUGAGAAGGAUCAAGCCAGCUGCUACUUCUCAUGUGGAAGGGUCAGGUGGAGCAUCAAACAAAGGAAAAAAGAAACCCCGGCAGGAAGAAGAUGAAGACUAUCGAGAAUUCCCUCAGAAGAAGCAUAAGCUUUAUGGGAGGAAGCAACGGCCUAAAACUCAGCCUAAUCCCAAAUCCCAGGCUCGUCGUAUUCGGAAGGAACCACCAGUUUAUGCAGCAGGCAGUUUGGAGGAGCAAUGGUAUUUGGAAAUCGUGGAUAAAGGCAGUGUCUCCUGUCCUACCUGCCAGGCAGUGGGGAGGAAGACCAUAGAGGGUUUAAAGAAACACAUGGAAAACUGCAAACAGGAACUGUUUACUUGUCAUCAUUGUGGGAAACAACUUCGUUCAAUGGCAGGGAUGAAGUAUCACGUCAUGGCAAAUCAUAAUAGUUUGCCCAUCUUGAAGGCUGGAGAUGAAGUAGAUGAGCCAAGUGAGAGAGAACGGCUCCGAAUAGUUUUGAAGAGACUGGGAAAGCUCAGGUGCAUGCGUGAGAGUUGUUCCAGUAGCUUCACCAGCAUUAUGGGAUAUCUGUACCAUGUCAAAAAAUGUGGCAAAGGAGCUGCAGAACUGGAGAAGAUGGCCCUGAAAUGUCACCACUGUGGAAAACCAUAUAGAUCAAAGGCUGGACUUUCAUAUCACCUGAGGUCAGAGCAUGGGCCCAUCUCCUUCUUUCCAGAGUCAGGACAGCCAGAAUGUUUAAAAGAGAUGGACCUGGAGGCAAAGAGUGAGGGUCGAGUUCAGAGGCGUUCUGCCAAGAUAGCUGUGUACCACCUGCAGGAGCUGGCCUCUGCUGAACUGGCCAAAGAAUGGCCCAAGAGGAAGGUGCUUCAGGACCUGGUACCUGAUGAUCGGAAGUUAAAAUACACUCGCCCUGGUCUGCCUACCUUCAGCCAGGAAGUACUACACAAAUGGAAGGCAGAUAUCAAGAAGGAUCAUCGUAUUCAGUGUCCCAACCAGGGUUGUGAGGCUGUCUACAGUAGUGUAUCUGGCCUUAAAGCUCACCUGGGCUCUUGUACAUUGGGAAACUUUGUGGCUGGAAAAUACAAGUGUCUUCUAUGUCAGAAAGAAUUUGUGUCAGAGAGUGGUGUCAAGUAUCACAUCAACUCUAUCCAUGCUGAGGAUUGGUUUGUUGUAAACCCAACAACAACCAAAAGCUUUGAAAAGCUGAUGAAGAUAAAACAGCGGCAACAAGAAGAAGAAAAGCGGAGGCAGCAGCACCGGAGCCGAAGGUCUCUACGAAGGCGGCAGCAGCCCAGCAUUGAGCUUCCUGAGACAGAGCCAAGUCUUAGAGUAGGGAAGGGUCAGAAGAGGAAUAAUGAGGAACUGGUAGUGUCGACCUCCUGUAAGGAAUCAGAGCAGGAGCCAGUGCCAGCACAAUUCCAGAAGGUCAAGCCCCCAAAGACUAACCAUAAACGAGGAAGGAAAUAGGCAGUUAGUGUGAACGUGCUCCUAGGAGAGUGGAUGUGGUGCUCUUGUCACGGGGAGCUGUGCGGGGAGGACUGGGUCAUGGGGCUGAGUGAGGAUUCUUCCAGCUGUUUGUCUAAGGCUGUGACUUGCUCAGCUCCUUCCUCCCGUGUAAAUUUCACUGUCUUCCCUACUUACUCACAUUCUCCCCCUUCCCUAUUAGUAGGUUUUCCUGCCGUUCCUCAUUGGAGUCCUCUCGUUUUUCUCUUAUCUUGCCCAAAGAGCUCCCUCUUAAGCCGAAGUAUAGGCCCCUCUUGCCCUGUACAAGACUGAGAAACCUGUUUGGUUGUCCUUUCCUUCCUGGGGUAUAGAAUGUUCUUGGAAGCUCCACUGAUUUAGUAGCUGCUCAUCAUCUAGCUUAUGAAUGAAUUCCACUUUUUCUUUUUUUUUUUUUAAAAAAAAAACAACAUACUGAUUUUAUUUUUUUGUAUUUGUGAUAUAAUAAGACUAGAAGCUAGAACUGUUGUCACUCAUGUAAUAAGGUUACCUUGUCUCCUUGGGAAACAAAGUGUGGAGAUUGUUUGUCUUCUCAGUAUGAUUUUAGGAUUGCAAGUAAGAAAUUGGACUUAGGGUAAAAAAGCUAGAACCUCUCACCCUGGUUCUACUGGGAAAUACUUUGUUUGUAUCAGGUAGCAGUGUCUAGACCCUCAGGCAAGAAAAGCAGCCUUAGGAGUGAUGUAUCCUAAACACUACACUGACUGGAAAGAAAAAGUAGAAGCAGCAAUAAAUACUGUCCCAACUUUCCUGGGGCCUGAAGCUUCACCUUCACCUCUUUUUAUGAUGGGUGGCCUCCUGAAGCUUGCUAUUGCUCCCUUGGCUUUAAGGAUUAAGAAAAACCACAUUGCCCCUGGGUUUUGACACAGUGUCUUAGUGCUCCUGGUAAUGCCACUAGGAUCAGAAACCAAGGUGUGCAUUCCUUCUCCCCCGAUUUUACCUCACUAGUUAGUCUGCUCCCCACUAAGUCCUUGUCUAUCUCUUGAGCCAACCUUUGUCUGAAUUUUCUGAGAAUAUUGUCCUUCUGUCCUCUUUUAUAUAUGGGGUUCUACCUUUAUAUCCUGAGACUUUGACACCAGAUGUAGAUAUUAAUCUGGAGCUUGAAAGAAAAAAAUUUUUUUCUGUACCUCAUGCCUUCUUGGUAAUGUUUAUGGGCUGUUUCUCUUUGAGGGUGGCUUUGUCUGGAGCAUUGGUUAGAGCAGCUUUGUUGUCGUGUUUCUGGAUUCUCUUCCCCCUUUUGCAUAAAUAUUGGUCUUAUAUAUUCUUGCCUAUUUUGUGGCAUAAGCCACGUAAAAAAUUAACCCCGAUACUGACAGGUACUACCUUUUCAAAUUCUGAAAGGCUAUUGCUCUUUAACUCUCUGUUCUCUGUGCACCUCCAAAUAGCUUUAAAAUGUGGGCUUUUGUGAAGACCACUUUAAAACAAGGGGGCAUUGAAACCUGAUUUGGGUACUGCCAGAAUAGGUAGUUUUGAAACAAGUGAAAGACAUGGGAUAUCCACUCUAAAUUUUCAUUGACAGUUGUGCCCUUAAAGCCCUUUCAGUAGGUGAGGGUUGUCAGGGAGGAGAAAUGAAGAAGCUAUUUAAUUUCUGGUAAGAUUGGGGGAUGUUUGGCAAUGACCGAAGAAAUAAAUUAUCUCGACUAGAGUGA
Molecule: messenger RNA, 3501 nt
Organism: Tupaia belangeri chinensis (Chinese tree shrew)
Lineage: Eukaryota; Metazoa; Chordata; Mammalia; Scandentia; Tupaiidae
Gene: ZNF512
Product: zinc finger protein 512
Exons: 14
Coding region: 119-1822 (567 amino acids)
Molecular function (GO): zinc ion binding
Source: RefSeq, a predicted model, not a curated record